Vanrija pseudolonga is the source of this 1293-nucleotide messenger RNA. RefSeq lists its product as uncharacterized. Lineage: Eukaryota; Fungi; Basidiomycota; Tremellomycetes; Trichosporonales; Trichosporonaceae. The record is from RefSeq and is a predicted model, not a curated record. Bases 1 to 1293 code for a protein of 430 amino acids. The transcript has 3 exons.
AUGGUGCCCAGCGCCGAGCCUACCAUCGCCAACGUGUGGAUCCAGGCCGCCGAGCUGCGUCCGUCGCUGCUGUGGGAGAGCGUCACGGUUGAACGUCGCUGUGUCGACGAUGAGCCGGUCACCGCCGCCGUCGCCGCCGUCGAGGACGUCGACGGCCACUCCACCACCGCCGCCGAUGAGGUCGCCGUUGUCACCCCCGCCCCCACCCACCACCCCCUCGCCCCCCUCCUCGCGCUCGUCGACGCCCACCCCCUCACUAUCCUCGGCGCCAAGGUGCCCCUCGCUGCGGCCGAGUACAGCCUCAAGGUCGAGGGCAUGGCCGUGCUGGACAAUGGGCCGGGGUUGCUCUUUGUGAUCAAGGCGUGGGCGUUUCCAGCCUUCAAGCUCCCGACCAUCCUGCGCGCCGUCGACGCCUGCCCCCUCGCCCACCUAAGCCUGGUAUGCGACCCGCACCCAUACUACCUCGAGCGCGUGUUCUGGGCGCUCGGCACGCGCGGCCCGCCCCGCUCCCUCAUGUUCCUACACGAGCCGGAGGCGACCCACGUCCCGCCGAUAGUCGAGUUCCUCAAGUCGCCCCGCAGCUUUGGCCUCGAGUCGCUCGUCAUGUCCGGGCGCAGCCUCACUGCCGCCGACCUGUCGGCCAUCGUCGACGCCGUGCGCGACUUCAACCCCACGCUCAGCGCAGUCAACAUGUGCGAGUGUAAGAGUAAGCGCCUGGCCUCGUGCGCGUGCCAUGGUCUCGGGGACGACGGCGAGGCGUGGGACCGCCAGGUGCGCCGGCUGGCCGUGUACCUCGAGCGCAACGCCAUCCUUACCAAGAGGGUGAGGCGCGCGGCGGUGCGCUCGCUCGUCCUGGCGCGUGUCGUCGCAGGUGGACGCAGCGUGGGGGGCGUGGCGAACGGUAGUGCCGGCGAUGAGGUUAACGGUGCGAACGGCAGCGUCGCGAACCGUACGGGCAACGACAUCCACAAGGCCGCGACGAACGGCGCCGGCGCCGACGCCGACGCCCACACCCGCGCCGCCCCGUUCCCCCUCCUCGAGCUCCCACCACACCUCCGCGCCAACAUCAUCCGCCACGCGUCUGCCGACCCCCUGGCCCUAACGGAUGAGCAGUGGUCCAAGCUGUUGAGCCACGUCGAGGACCCGGCCUCGCUCGGGCGCCUCGCCGCCGGCGUUUGCGAGGCACGCACCGCAGGCAUCACGUUCCCCCUCGCGCUCGGCGAGUGGCUCGGGAACGGCGGGUUCUGGUGGAAGCACCGCGUGCCGGUCGCGUGGCGUGACUGGACGGUGUAG